GUUCGUAUUGUCAAUACUGAUAACGCAAACAAUGUUUCAAAAUAUUAUUGAUGUUUGAUUAUUUCAUGAGAUUAUUAACCUUUUAACCGUAAAUUUCCGUCUACCGUAGUUAAAACAAUGUCGGAUGCGUCAAAUCAACAAAUACCAGGAUUAAAACAAAAGAAAGUGUUUAAAAUUAUAGUGUUAGGUGAUUCAGGUGUUGGAAAAACGUGUCUUACUUAUCGGUUUUGCGAAGGACAAUUUUUAGAUAAAUCUGAGGCCACAAUCGGUGUUGAUUUCAGAGAAAGAAAUAUAAAAAUUGGCGGUGAAGAUAUAAAGCUCCAGCUAUGGGACACGGCUGGGCAAGAACGAUUCCGCAAGUCCAUGGUGCAGCAUUACUACAGAAAUGUCCAUGCUGUUGUCAUAGUUUAUGAUGUCACAAAACCGGAGACUUUUCAUUCGAUAGCGAGUUGGAUGCAAGAGGUGGAGUCCCAUGGGUUGAUGCGUGCUCCGAGAGUGCUAGUGGGUAACAAAUGUGACUGUGGCACACCAGAGUCCCGGCUAGCGACUACAUACGCACAACGGCUAGCUGACAAGUAUGGGAUGCCUUUAUUUGAAACGUCAGCGCUACUGGACUCGGAGUGCGACAAUGUGGAGUCUAUAUUUAUGACGUUGGCGCACAAACUAUACUCCAAGCAGCCGCUAAGGGUCGUCAGUGUUGAGGGAGAACAUGGCCCAGGUGUUGUGAAUCUACAACGGCAGAAACGAGCGACGAGUUCCAACGACAGCUGUCUAUGUAGCUAGACUCAAAUGGCCGUACUAAAUACGUAAUGUACACAGAAUACCAAAAUACUCGAAUACUACCAAAAGUCUACUGCAAAUACGUACGUUCUUAAUUUAAAUAUUUAUUUGAGUUUUUGCGUAAUAGAGGUACAAAUAUUUAAAGUCAAAGACAAAAUCAUUUAUUUCAAUUAGGCUAGUCUGUCGGUCAGCCCUCUUAGUGAAGCUAUUUGCUCGUUCCAAAGUGUAGAUUCCGAUGGAGAAGAACGAGCAAGAAACUCCAUGGUUACUCUGUGUAAAUCAGCUUCACAUAAAGAUUUUUUGGUACA
Messenger RNA from Spodoptera exigua (beet armyworm), 1088 nucleotides. NCBI's taxonomy places the organism in Eukaryota, Metazoa, Arthropoda, Insecta, Lepidoptera, Noctuidae. The record is from the annotation of a GenBank genome assembly.